Molecule: messenger RNA, 1515 nt
Organism: Aspergillus clavatus NRRL 1
Lineage: Eukaryota; Fungi; Ascomycota; Eurotiomycetes; Eurotiales; Aspergillaceae
Product: glucose-6-phosphate dehydrogenase
Exons: 9
Coding region: 1-1515 (504 amino acids)
Biological process (GO): pentose-phosphate shunt, oxidative branch; glucose metabolic process
Cellular component (GO): cytosol
Molecular function (GO): glucose-6-phosphate dehydrogenase activity; NADP binding
Source: RefSeq, a predicted model, not a curated record
AUGGAUCUUUAUUAUGGCCUCAGCACUAUUGAGCUCAAAGAUGAUACCGUCAUCGUAGUACUAGGUGCCUCGGGAGAUCUUGCGAAGAAGAAGACUUUCCCUGCACUCUUUGGCCUCUUCCGCAACAAGUUCCUCCCAAAGGACAUCAAGAUCGUUGGAUAUGCCCGGACAAAGAUGGACCACGAAGAAUUCCUGAAGCGUGUGCGAUCAUACAUCAAGGUGCCCACUAAGGAGAUUGAGGAGCAGCUGGACAGCUUCUGUAGCCUUUGCACCUACGUCUCCGGCCAAUACGACGAGGAUGACUCCUUCAUCAACCUGAGGAAACACCUUGAGGAGAUCGAGAAGGGUCACAAGGAGCAGAACAGAGUCUUCUACAUGGCGCUGCCCCCCAGUGUCUUCACCACGGUGUCUGAUCAGCUGAAGAGGAACUGCUACCCCCAGAACGGCAUUGCUCGUAUCAUCGUCGAGAAGCCCUUCGGUAAAGAUCUCCAGAGCUCGCGCGACCUUCAGAAGGCCCUUGACCCCAACUGGAAGGAGGAGGAAAUCUUCCGGAUCGACCACUACCUGGGCAAGGAGAUGGUCAAGAAUAUCCUCAUUAUGCGCUUCGGCAACGAGUUCUUCAACGCUACCUGGAACCGCCACCACAUCGACAACGUGCAGAUCACAUUUAAGGAGCCUUUCGGUACCGAGGGCCGUGGUGGCUACUUCGAUGAGUUCGGCAUCAUUCGCGAUGUCAUGCAGAACCAUCUGUUGCAGGUCCUGACAUUGCUCGCCAUGGAGCGCCCCAUCUCGUUCUCCUCCGAAGACAUCCGUGACGAGAAGGUGCGUGUACUACGUGCGAUGGACCCUAUCGAACCCAAGAACGUCAUCAUCGGUCAAUACGGCAAGUCUUUGGACGGAAGCAAGCCCGCAUACAAGGAGGACGACACUGUGCCGAAGGAUUCCCGCUGCCCGACUUUCUGCGCCAUGGUCGCAUACAUUAAGAACGAGAGAUGGGACGGUGUUCCCUUCAUCCUGAAGGCUGGCAAGGCCCUGAACGAGCAGAAGACCGAGAUCCGUAUCCAGUUCCGUGACGUCACAUCCGGUAUCUUCAAGGAUAUUCCUCGCAACGAACUUGUCAUCCGGGUGCAGCCGAACGAGUCGGUGUACAUCAAAAUGAACUCCAAGCUCCCUGGCUUGUCCAUGCAGACCGUUAUGACUGAGCUGGAUCUCACAUACCGCCGUCGCUUCUCCGACCUCAAGAUCCCCGAGGCCUACGAAUCGCUCAUCCUGGAUGCGCUCAAGGGCGAUCACUCGAACUUUGUGCGUGACGACGAACUGGACGCAAGCUGGAAGAUGUUUACCCCUCUUCUCCACUACCUUGACGACAACAAGGAGAUCAUCCCCAUGGAAUAUCCCUACGGCUCUCGUGGACCUGCCGUUCUGGAUGACUUCACUGCUUCCUUCGGCUACAAGUUCAGCGACGCUGCUGGCUACCAGUGGCCCAUGACAAGCACGACUCCCAACCGCUUGUAA